CUGGCUGGAUUUGGACCCAAACAACGCCAUCAUGUGGGUGGUUGCGUGUCACCUCCUCAUUAUCUGGCUUGCUGGACUGUUCCUGGCGUUCCGGGCGCUCACUCUUCCAUCGGACAAAGUUCCACUGGCAAUGAAACACGCCGACAAAGCGAAACGCAAAAGCGCGCUGGGACGCCUGCGCUUCACCACCACGGCGCUGCUGGUGCUGCUGGCGGCAUGCUGGGCGCUGGGUGCCGCGGCGGCCUUCUUCGGCAACCGCACGCUCGUCAUCUGCGAGGCGGUGUCGACAGUGCUGCUGGCGGCGGCGCUGGGCGCGAUGUGCGCCGACACUUUCAUCGCCGGCGCUCGGCCGUGGAGGCAGCGGGUGAUGCCGCAAAAGGGAGCAGCGGCGGCGCCCCGGCCCGGCGGCCGCCCGCCAGCCAACCUGACACUGACCACCGUCCAUCCGGCCGGGAGCACGAGUAACAACAUGUUUGUCAAGAGGACAUUCCACUUUGGCGCAGACCCGGCCGAAGCCGACAAAAAGAUUAUCCUAUCCAUGCCAACACCUGAAUAAUCAGUCAGAAAUCAUAUCGUAGGACAUUCAGAAACACAACGAAUAGACUUCUUAACCAGCGCAGCGUAUGGGGCCAAAACAGACCCUCUCCUUUUCCGUCGAUAUCUCCUCAGUAUUACAGUUAUCGUCACCAAACUAUCAGGACCUCCGCCCCGGCAUCAAUUUUACAAUUUUGUGGCAAAAAAUAGGCUACGAUAGGUUGGCCGCAGAUGACGUCAGAAUGACGUCUUGUUCCGCCAUUUUCGAUAAACAAGUUUUGCGGGAAGAGCCUACCGUUUUGAGAAUAGAGAAAAUGUCAAUGACAAAAAGGUGUAAAUAUCCUGGAAAAUCCAAAAUUUUGUUUUUGAUAACACCAAUUGACCGUCCCCAGCCCCCUCCAAGAAGUCACGGGUUAGAUGGCCAAAAGUAUAUUUUACGUGUCGAAAUAUCAAAUUUAACCCGCCCCGCAGGGCUAUCGGUGGACCCUACCACCCGUAGGGGGGGGCGAAACGCCCCCACCUAAGAUCUCGGAAAGCUAC
This is a messenger RNA of Amphibalanus amphitrite, 1074 nucleotides long. RefSeq lists its product as uncharacterized. Lineage: Eukaryota; Metazoa; Arthropoda; Thecostraca; Balanomorpha; Balanidae. Bases 32 to 556 code for a protein of 174 amino acids. The transcript has 2 exons. The record is from RefSeq and is a predicted model, not a curated record.